AUGAUACCAGAACUUCGGCGAAGAGUUGAUGACUGUCCAGUGGGGGGCGUGUUCUACAUGUGCAAUGGUUUCCGUGGUUGCUGCACUAUAGAUCCAUGCAUGCCAGGUAGUACUUGUCCUGCCGACAAGGACCGAACUCCAGGACGAUCCUCAGAACCAUCUCUCGUUCCAAUCACAUCAAUUUCGAAGGCCACGCCCACCAUGACAGGGUCUCCGUCGAGGUCUACAAUAGCAUCACCACCAUCUCUCGAUUCAGAUAUUACAUUCAGCUUAGCGGAGCCAUCUUACAAGACUGUCACACAGAGUACCUUGACCACAGCAACACCAUCUGGUGACGCACCAGAAAUGACAAGCCACGUACAUUCGCCUGUAGCGGUUAUCGUCGGUGCGGUGCUGGGUGCUACGGUCUUUUGUCUAUUGUUGAUCGCUGUAUUGCUAUAUGUAAGGAAAAGAAGGCAUACCAAGAUAUACAAAGCGCCAGAUUAUCCGUCCCCAUUGGUUGGCAGCGACAUGACACCGCAGUUAACGAGCAAAGCAUCUUCACAGCUUCAGCAAAAGAUAGCCGCACUUUACAGAGCAGAAUCAAUAACAGAACAAGAUGAUCUCGCACAACUAGACAGUCGAGAGAUAGGUCGGGACAAACAUCGCUACAACGGCUCUGUCGGAAAUCUCGCUGAGCUUCCUGCUGAGCCAUUGCCGUGGCCAGGUAACUCUUCGCACGCACAACAUGUGCUGAGCGAUGACAAGAAAACUCUCGUGUUGACUUUUCCAAUACUCACAUCACGAGUCUUGGGCACCUACGAUCUCAUACCUUUUCGUCACUCGCGCAUACCUAAGUCUGCGCCAACUUUACCGUUCCUUUUCCAUCAAGAGAUUCAACAAAGCUCGCCUCGAUAUAUUCCCAUCGCCAUGUCCGAAGACGCUGCGCCGCCUGCAGCACCGGCAACACAAGCAGCACCUGCCUCGAUACCCCGCUAUUUUCGAAAUGAUGCGCCUCUGGCACGACGAGAUCCUCACAAGCAACUGUUAGCGUCAUUGGACCGACUGAUCACGGACUAUCCUCCGCAUCAUAUUCCUCCAGGUGGUGGCCUAUAUUAUGGACCAAUAUCAGUAGCCUACCUCUUUUAUGCCUUGCACAACAUAUAUCCUGACCUUACACUGGAUGAAUAUCCCUUGAACACAUGGUCUGCGGCUUACAUUGAACAAGCACAGGCCCAUAUCAAGGAAUUUCCAGCGCCAUCUCCCAAGAAAUGCGGCAUUUCCAACGACAUCAUGUCCCUGCUUGCGCUGUACGCCGUGACUGCGCAAGACCCAGACACGGUGAAAGAGCUCUGCGAUCAUGCUGCCGUCAUGCUUGAGGAUGACACCUCCAACGAAUGGCUGUUUGGUCGUGCUGGAUAUCUGUAUCUCCUUCGCCUCGUACGUGGAGCUUUUGCCCAUAACAAGGACGUUAUCGAACUCAUUGAGGACACCGCCGAUGAGGUCAUCGAGAACAUCAUGCAAAGCCCGCGACCCUGGAAAUGGCAUGGGAAGGCAUACGUUGGUGCCGUGCAUGGCGCGAUCGGUAUCAUUACACAGAUCGUGCUUACUGACCCUUCAUGGGCAUCUAAGCUGGAAGCGGAACUGGGUGCCUUACUCAGCUAUCAGUAUGAGAGCGGCAACUUCCCAUCAUCUCUGCCGCCAGGCCGUGACAAGCUCGUACAAGUCUGCCAUGGAGCGCCUGGUGUAGUCACUUCUCUUUUCUCGAUUCGAAAAUAUUUCCCAGGCCUCCACGAACGUAUUGACAGAGUUAUCGCCAAGGCCAGGGAGUGCAUCUGGGAGAGAGGCCUCUUGACCAAGGAGCCCUGUAUUUGUCACGGAAUCACUGGAAAUGCUCUUGCUUUGGACGGCAAGCAAUUUGAGCACUUCCUGACUUAUACCACAGGCCACGAAAUCAAGUCAAUGGCAAAAGAUGGAAACGCUCAUGUUCGCCGUGAGAUCAGGGAUCUGAUGAACAACUUUCCAGACCAAUGGAGUCUCUACGUAUUGGCGCUUCAAAAGCUCCAUAAAACUCCGCAAAAUAAUCCCAACUCGUUCUACGGUCUCGCAUCGAUACACGGCAGACCUUACGAGGUUUGGGGAGAUGCGAAAGGAAUCCCAUCCAAGAUUGGCAAAGCAGGCUACUGUCCACAUGGUAAUGAGUUGUUCCUGGGCUGGCACCGCCCAUACCUUGCGCUUUUCGAACAAGUACUAUCUGAACAUGUUCUCGAUAUCGCCCGACAAGCACCCGCUGAUCAGAUGGAACGAUAUCUCACUGCAGCCAACGAGUUUCGCAUACCAUAUUGGGAUUGGGCUCAGGGUACUACCGCUGGCCCUGUUCCAGAUAUCUUUACAGCUCCCUACUUGACAAUCAUCGAUACAGACCGCACACCAGUUGUGGUUUCAAACCCGCUAUAUUCAUACACGUUCGAUCCUGUACCCGAAGGAUUCGAUAUGAAGUGGCGCCAAAUAAGCACAACGAUACGAUGGCCUGAAAACGACGGCCCUAAUGCGACAUCACAGCAACUCAAGUUUGUAGAUGCCUUUAGAGCCCAGUCCACCAACUUGAUAGUUCAAGUGGGAGUCGCCUUCCGAUCCAGCACUUUCUCACGGUUCUCAAGUAUACUAGAAGACCCACAUGGUUGGAUGCACGGUGUGAUUGGUGGCGGCUAUACUGCCAAAGAACCUUGGGCUGGUCACAUGUGGCCACUAGAAUACUCAUCUUACGAACCUCUCUUCAUGUUGCAUCAUGCCAACGUCGACCGAUUGCUUGCGUUAUACCAAGGAGCAUACCCUGAUAGAUGGAUGCAACCGUCCAAUAUAGGUCCACACGGCAAUGUGUAUCUCGAGGAUUACCAGACUGUGAGUGCAGACACGGAACUUGUGCCGUUCAGGAAAUCACCCGGUCAGUUCCUCACUUUCAACGACUGUCGCAACACUACGACUUUUGGUUAUGCGUAUCCGGAAACACAGCGUUGGAACUUUGCAUCGGACGAAGCAUAUCAGAGAAGCGUCGCAGCGACCAUCACGAACCUUUAUGGCGGACGUACACGCGCACAAGCUCAAGUCCAAGUUACCGCCCAACAUGUGACGGCUUUCGGACAAGCACUAUUGGACAACAACAACACGUACACGGAAUGGACUAUCGAAACACAAGCUAUUGCAUCCAGGGUGCCCCCGACGUUCAUGGUAAGCUUUUCGUUGAUCGGUAUUUUCCAGUCCAAUCCUAUAAUCGACUUGGGAAGUUGGAUGAUGCUGAUGCCCGAGCGUGACGAUGUGCGCACCAUGGACGUUCAAUCAAAGCCAGAGAACAAGAUGAACGGAACAACGAGUAUAACGACGUAUCUCGUUGAUCGAGUUAAUGCCAAUGAGUUGUCCAGCCUGGAUCCGAAUGACGUGGUACCGUACUUAAGCUCCUACCUCACAUGGAACGUCUACGAUGAACGUGGUGAUCGCAUUCCGUUUCUCGACGCCGAGACACUGAAAGUGGAAGUUUUCGGCACACCUGCGCGCCUACCAGACGACCCCAAUGCACCGAUUGAGUACAGCGAAGGUGGCGCCAUACCUUACCCAGAAAUCACGGCAGGCAGAACGGGUCGUGUGAGUAAGAACCCGCCAGGUAUGAUGCCUCCUUGA
This is a messenger RNA of Alternaria burnsii, 3654 nucleotides long. Its product is annotated as di-copper centre-containing protein. The coding region runs from base 1 to 3654 and encodes 1217 amino acids. Gene Ontology annotation, biological process: peptide modification; carbohydrate metabolic process. Gene Ontology annotation, cellular component: plasma membrane. The transcript is spliced from 11 exons. The record is from RefSeq and is a predicted model, not a curated record. Lineage: Eukaryota; Fungi; Ascomycota; Dothideomycetes; Pleosporales; Pleosporaceae. Gene Ontology annotation, molecular function: oxidoreductase activity.